GGCUCCUCGCCGCCCGCUCGAAUGCCCGACUCCAGGGACCGCUGAACCGCCGCCAAACAACCAGCGAGAACCACGGCAGGAUAAAUAUCUCAGAAACAGCGUCCGCAGACUUGCGUGAUCGCCACUCCGGCGCUCCGAAGGCCGUUGAAACCGGCGCCACGACUCUGUCGGUUCGCGACAUGUCGGUUAUCGCCUACAGCCUGCGCCGGGCGACCCUCGCCACCUGCUUCGUCGCCGUCCUCGUCUUCCUCAUCUGGCUUCUGCCACGCCUUCUCAAUCCGACUCCGCCCGAUGCCGCCGAGAGCGAGCGAGACAAGCACUGGGUGGAUACGUCGCCAAACUGGUUCGAUCGCCAGGCAUGUCGCUGGCUCAGCCUGUGCGGCGUGCUGCACAUUCGAUGGGAUGCGCCGGCGCUCCCGGACAACGGAGGGCCGUCGGCCAUGGCGGAACUGAAGUCGCUGGCUUUGGGGUUGACCGCGUAUUGGACCUUCGUCGAGAAGUCCGGCGUCAGCGACUGGGAGAUGGCCCCGGAAAAGAAGAACUCGAAUCGCGGCUUCCGAGCAACUAGCAACAGCGGUGCUCGGAUUCUGGAAAAAGUGCCAGACUACGUGCUCGACCAUGCGCCGCUCGUCCAUCUCUAUUCCGAUGAGCACUUCUGGCCCGCCGACAUUGCCGAGUACAUCCGCCACCUUGCUCCCUACGAAGGCGGCUUCCCGGUCAAUGCAAGUGAGCCUCUGGAUCUCGGGAACUUGGGGUCUCUCAACGGCAAGAACGGCACUGUCUUCUUGACCAGCUACGACGACGUGGAACAGAGACCCGACUGGCUCCAUAGUCGCACCGGGAUUCCCACUCCCUUUGAUGACGAGGAGCCAGACGGCGGAGACGGCGGGGACGAUGGGGAGCGCGACCCACCUCAACAGCCCGGAGACGACACCACCUGGUGGGAUGCCGACAGAGACCACCCUCCACACCGCAUAGUCCCGCCGAGAGAGUCAUCCGACAGGCACCGCGGCCUUCGGCGGAGGCAGUUUCCACAGGACGUGCAGCACCCCAUCGUCGGCAGCGCUUCCGAGUCUAACAAGCCCGACGUCAGCGGCUACUCCAAAGCGCCGGCCGUUCUCAUCCUGGUCGACAAAGGAGCCGACAUCCUGGAUGCGUUUUGGUUUUUCUUUUAUAGCUACAAUCUCGGCCAGACGGUGCUCAAGAUCCGGUUUGGAAAUCACGUGGGCGACUGGGAGCAUUGCAUGGUGCGCUUCCAGCGCGGCGUGCCUCGUGCCCUGUUCAUGAGUGAGCACGCCGGCGGCAAAGCCUAUCUCUGGAAGGCGCUCGAGAAGCGAGCGCAGAAGAACGGAAAGCCGGCACGGCCCGUCAUCUACUCGGCCGUUGGCAGCCACGCCAUGUACGCAUCGCCCGGGAUGCACCCCUACGUGCUGCCGUUCAAGCUGCUUAAGGACAUCACCGACAAGGGCCCGCUGUGGGAUCCUGCGCUGAACAACUACGCGUACUGGUAUGACUACGAGGUCGACCGAGACGAGGCCCAGAACAGCACGGUUCAGGAACGGACCAGCCUCGUGCCUGCGGCGUCGAACCCCGACCUGCCCACCUCGUGGUUCCACUACGAAGGGUACUGGGGCGACGACGUCUACCCGCUGAGCGACCAGCGCCAGUGGAGGCUCUUUGGGGAGUAUCACUACGUCAUGGGCCCUCUGGGCCCCAAGGCGAAGUGGCUGGAUAGGAGGAAGGUGUGCCAGACCGAGAAGUGCACGAUCGUGGACAGUAUCGAGGCGGGUAAGAAGUUGGCUUGGUACUAGACGGUUCCCUACACUUUUUGACGAUGGUAACGGGGUUUAUGCAUGGGUAGAUGGGGGCGACGGCGUUUCCUGUGA
Messenger RNA from Thermothielavioides terrestris NRRL 8126, 1886 nucleotides. RefSeq lists its product as uncharacterized. The transcript has a single exon. The record is from RefSeq and is a predicted model, not a curated record. NCBI's taxonomy places the organism in Eukaryota, Fungi, Ascomycota, Sordariomycetes, Sordariales, Chaetomiaceae. Bases 180 to 1811 code for a protein of 543 amino acids.